AUAAACAUGCGAUAUUAUCGUUCUAUGAAACGGGAAACAAGGCGACACAGUGACAUUAUUCCUCCGUGUGAUGCGUAGAAAAAAGCUUCACUUUUUAAGGGAAAACCAUUGUCACGAUAUUUUUCCAUUAUACGGUAGCCCCGAAGGCUCGAAUACAGUCUCUCAUUACGGCCGCAAUUAGCAUUAACUCGAUACAAGCGGACAGAGGAAUCCUAUACAUACGUAACAGCGAGCGUGGUUCCGGAUUCCGGAUGGUCGAGGCUUUGAUUUAUUGUCCCGGAUCUCCGAAAGAAACCUCGGCAUAUAGCCGGCGACGAGCUGUCGAAUCUCCAACGCGGACGGAUAAACGUCAAGAGGAUCCCGAAGGAUCGUCGUCGUCGUGUGUGUUGUAGGAAGAGUGAGUGAGCGAGUGGUGAAAAAGUAGAGAAAAACAGAAGAAAAAGAAAAAAAAAGAAAAGAGCUAUCGACUCUGAUCUCAUUUCUCGCUGGUCCUUCUUCUCACUCGUCCUCCCAUUUAUUUCAUUUUAUUUUUUCAUCCGUCACGUGAAUCGUCGAAACUCUCAAUGGACAAGUGCCCAGACGAACCAAUUAGUAACGGCGAAGGAAAUGGAAAUAACACAGAUAUUCCCGAGGCUUCGGGAUCACCAGAAUUGGGUAGAAAAUUAUCGAGAAUUAUUGCCGCUCGCGAGGACGCCAGGAAAUUGAAAACAGCGACCCUCGAUCGGAUGGGAAAACUGUUCAAGAUCAACUCCAAUCGUGCGACAAACAUUUCGAACGAACCUGCAUUAGGCAUUGGGAACGAGUCUCUUGAGGAUCAACAGUCGAGAAAAGAAAAGUCGAAUUCUCUUGGAAGAAUGUUAAAGCUCGUCGAUAAAAACGGAGAACCGAGAAAGCUUUUCAACAAUUCUCGAUCCGGAUCCCUCAGUCACAUGUUUCGUAGAAAAUCGACUGGAACUCGUGAGCAUGAAAAUUCCAGCCAAAAUCUCAACAGGGUUGGAGUUUUUACCAGAAUAUUCAAGCAAUGGAAAAAUGGUUCAGGAAGUGGAAACGCGACUGCCGAGCCAAAUUUGAGCGUCUCAUUUCCGGAGGAAAAUAAAUCUUCUUUCGCAAAGCCACCCUCGUCUCCAAAAUCGAAUGUCUCGCCCACCUGCACAUUCUCGUCUCCUAUACAUCCUGGAAUUGCAUCACCGGUCCUAAACUCCACGGAUAUUGAAUACCCUGCUUGAAAGAAGAGUGAUUCAACUGAAAGAAAACCAACAAUACUAAAAUGCGUGUGCCCCAACUAUUCUGUCUGAAAAUUAUCUGAGUAUGAAUACGCGUUUGCGACGUAGUCGCAUCGUUCGAUAAAAAAAAUACGAAAUAAAAUACAAAUACGGAAAGAAUAAAAAUACGAUAGCAUUUGUGUUGUGGCUGAGCCUGCAAAAAAAACUAUCGCCGUGAAAUAAAUGCGAAAAGAGAAUGAA
Molecule: messenger RNA, 1463 nt
Organism: Venturia canescens
Lineage: Eukaryota; Metazoa; Arthropoda; Insecta; Hymenoptera; Ichneumonidae
Exons: 5
Coding region: 564-1226 (220 amino acids)
Source: RefSeq, a predicted model, not a curated record